GAUCUUAGUUCGUGAAAGUACGAGCGACACUAAGCUCGUGGCUAACGCCGGUCAAAAUUCGAACUAAUAUGGUUUUUGCCGGUUACGUAACGAGACACUACUCUAGUGAGUAAUUAAUACAAAACAGGAAAGACUAUUUCAACUAAUUUCGCUGUGAAAAUUUUGUGAAUUGGUAAAGUAUACAGAUUGUGAUCCUAACACCCCAGAAUCUGAUGUACCUAUUUAUAAAAGUAAUUGAGGAAGUUUGUAAUUGAAAAAAAAUCUAAUAUGGAAACCGGAAAGGAAGUAAGAGUAUCGUUAUGGUAUUUUGGGGGCUUGGCAUCAGCCGGAGCUGCCUGUGUCACUCACCCUUUAGACUUACUGAAGGUUCAAAUGCAGACACAAAAGGGGAAGAAUAUAUCAAUGUUCCAGUUAACAGGAAUAGUACUUAAAAAUCAAGGUGUUAUGGGAUUAUAUAAUGGAAUUUCAGCUUCCCUUUUGCGUCAGCUUACAUACUCUACAGCAAGAUUUGGAAUUUAUGAAGUUUCAAAACAACAAUUUUCACCAAAAGAUGGUAGUGGUUUGCCAUUCUAUAUGUCCGCCUUCCUUGCGGGUCUAGGAGGAUUUGCAGGUGGUUUUGUUGGUAACCCAGCUGACUUAGUCAAUGUACGCAUGCAAAAUGAUGUCAAACUCCCACCAGAGCAAAGAAGGAAUUACAAAAACGCUAUUCAUGGGCUAUAUAGAGUUGCAGCGCAAGAAGGCGUCACGCGUUUGUGGGCCGGCGCUUCGAUGACAUGCAGUCGCGCGACCCUGAUGACAAUUGGACAGCUGUCCUUUUAUGAUUUAAUAAAAAGUACAUUGCUAUCUUCGCCAUACUUUGGAGAUAAUGUUUUGACACAUAUUACUUCGAGUGUCUUAGCUGGCGCUAUCGCAACUACAUUGACACAGCCUGUAGACGUAUUAAAAACUCGCGCUAUGAACGCCAAACCAGGUGAGGUGACUAGUAUUUUGCUCUUAAUUAAAAACACUGCCAAAGAAGGACCUCUCGCGUUCUUUAAGGGAUACAUUCCAGCAUUUGUUAGACUUGCGCCACACACUGUUCUCACGUUCGUGUUCCUAGAACAACUGAGAAUGAACUUUGGAACCAUUAAACCAGAGUAUAUAUCUAUUUAAUAUGAUUGUUUACACGAUAUUGACUGCACAAUAUUGCCUUAGGGACUAAUUACACUUAUUCAGGUAUAUUCGCGUUUCGCUGGACAAUUAAUGGUGACAGAACAAAACCAGACAGAAACAUUUUAUCUGAACAUGGUAAAAUCAAUUUAUCCUUGUUUUAUGCCUGUUAGUAGCUUAAGUUAUUUUUGUUUCCUCUGCAAUCUCACGUGGUGGUAAGUGGUAAUGCAGUCUGCAGUCUAAGGUGGUUACGGACUAACCUGUUUCGGGGCAUGGCAGUUAUAUUAAACCCAAAACACCCUAAUCUGUUUCUAAGCGACAUCGGUCCGGAUCGUUUAAUCGCGACGUGCCGUCUUUGCUUGAACUAAGAGUCUGCCACGAGACAAAAUAUAGUUUACUAAAAAAAAGAUGAGGACACCUGAACGUGUGCGUAUACGCAUCAGUAAGAACAACAGCUGAAUAAGUGUAGUUAGUCCCUUAGUGUGCUAGUUUGCACUAUAGGAUUGGUGUUAAAAAAUAUUAUACUUAUCAAAUGUUACGAAAUGUCUAUAUUAUUACAAAAUGGUUAUUCUGAAAUUAAAUUUCAAAUAGUUAUGCUUAUAAACAAUGUGUGGUCAUGGUUUUAUAAUUUCGGGUAUCGCUUUUAUAUAGAUUCCAUUUUAGGCUAUUUGACUAACAUACAUAAAUGAUCUGUGUUACAUGUUUUCAUUGUUUUUAUUUAUUUUUGUAUUGAAUUUUUCUUAUACAAUUAGAUUUUAUGCUGGCAUGUAUUUAAUAUUACAAUAAUGCGUGUUUAAAAUGUGCGAUAGAAAAGUUUAAAAGAAAAUGACCUAAGUUACCAUGAGAGUGAUAACAAUGGAUGGAAAUUGUAUUUUAUAGUAUUUUUGAAAUGGUUUUACAUUAUUUUAAUCAUUAUUUUUUAUGUUUUUAUGUUCUAAGAACACAAUCCGCUGUGAAAGAUAAAUAAACGGUGUAGUAAAUAUUAUUUUGAUAAAAACUAUUCAAUAAAUAGGAUAGUUUUGGUGUUUUAUAAGUAGAAUCAAAUUUACACUAAGUGCAAUCAUGUUAUGGGCACAUAAGCUUAGCUAUACUAAGAUAUCUCUGAACUUGCCUAUCAAUUUACCAAUAGUUUACAGAGGGUAUUUCUGAUGCAUUUUAAAUUUUUUCUGCUCAAAAUAGUAAAUAGUUAAGGUUCAUUAUUCAUAAUAAUUUACUAUUUAGCUCACAAGUGUGGUAAGUUUAGAAAUUUACUCGCUAUUAGAACCUCUAAAUCCAUAAAUUAAACUACAAUUUGACUGCAUUGUCGCAAUGACCAAUUCAAACUAAAUUAAUGAUACUAAGUUUAUCAAUGUAUUUGUUGGUGAAAGUUACCUAAAAUAGCGUUACCCCUUAUUACUAUGCCCUGAUAGCUGAGUUAUAAUGAUAGAUGAGAAAUAUUUCCUAUCCCAGUUUAAAAAAACUUUUACAGUGCUGUUGUACUUUUAAGUUCAACAGUAGAGAAUGCUUUAUUGAAAAAGUUAUACCUACCAAUGUUAUACAACCUAUGAAAUAAUGUUAUAAAUACCUAUGAAAUAUAUAUGCCAAUAAUAUUAUACCGCCCAACAUCUCUUAUUUUAAAUCUUUUGAUAAUAAGAAGCCGAACUACUAGAUACAUAUUAUAGGUACAUAUAGUUAUUUUGAUAAAAUAUAUUUUUUUAAAGGCAUAUAAAGGUUCGUAUAUAUACACGUCGCGCUGCCGAAAUAGACAAAAUGUAUGCCUAAUCUUAAAGGGCAUCAUCCACGAUUCACAUUUUUGGUCCAAAAGCAAGCCGGCCAAGAAAAAUAUGUGCUGAAUUUUGUUACCUACUCCUCCUAAACACUUUUUAUUAUGACACCGAAGAUGAUCAUGACAUGAUUAUUUAGUCUACUUUCCCUUAUAAAUAACUGAUGAUAUAUAAUAAACUUUUCAUGAUGUGACGGAUAUAUGCAUAUUCAAAAAUAUAUUUCUUAGUAGAUGAUAGGCAAAUGUUUUGAUUAUGACAUUUGUACCAAAAUGGAUGAUGUCCUUUGUAUUAUAAAAGCAUCCAUCGAAACUGUUAUUUACGCAGAUAAUGCCCAAUUAAACAAUAUUCCGUUUCAACGUUAAGUACUACUAAUUCUAUAAGAAUAAGGGUACAUAGACUUAACAAGCUAAUAACUGACGACGUGUACAUUUACAACUCAUGCCUGUGCCAAAUAAUAGAUCCUCAAAUUUGUCAUGACUGCACGGUUUGCUAAUAUUAACUGGCCAGGUGACGUGUCAGAACACGUGUGACAUAUGAUUGUGUUCCAUAGUCCCAGCAAGAAAACUGACCGACUGGUAAACACAACAGUCAUGAAUAGUUAGGCACAAAGUUGUUUUGUGGAUGAGUUUUCUUGUUCUCUUUGUAGUAUAGGACUUUGCAAUUAAUUGAUUGAAUAUUCUCUUAGCUCGCAAAUAGUUUAUUUUAAAAAAAAGUACUAAACACUUUUAAAAUGAUUUCAAAAUAAAAGCCCUAUGAACUUAAGAAAUAAGUACGUAAAAAAAUAUUACGCAAUAUUAUUAUUUUAAUACCUAUAUGGUAUUUCAAUUUUCUAAAAUGUAACUCGUAAAGAUCUUUUUACAACUUAUGGUUGUGCGUUGUGAUUUAUAUGUGAUACAAAUAUGACGAAACCAAAAAAAGUUUUCUUGUUUGACUGCGGCACCGUAAUAAUUGAUCGGUGCAUAUGGUGUACAAAUUUGAAGAUCUAUGGUAUGAACUCUAAGCCAAAAAUACCUAAAAAUAGUUGCAAUUAUAUCGUGUUAGAUCGGUACUUUAAAACCGUUUGAUAUAUUUUUUGAAUUAUUUUUACAAACAUGAGUCAAAUGAUAUGACUAACAUUCCUCAAUAAUGUAAUCUAUUCUGCAUAAGUACAAUUUUUAAAAUAAUGUUAAAAUAUAUUUUUCAAUGAGUAAGUUUGUAUUUAUUAAGUACAAAAAAAAUAUAUAUAUAUAAUAAAAUUCUUAUUUUAUGAAAGCGCUUAAACAUAGAAGGUACAAUCGUAAUUGUAACGCCAGGUCUAGAACUUAAAAAAUCUAUACUUCCAAUAUGUACCAGUUUUAUUCGUUGUAGAUUUUGUAAUAUUUAUUUGUUGUUUAUAAUACUAUACUAACUAGUUUUACUAGUCACGUACAUUAAAUGUUGUUACAAUUGUGUAAGACUUGAUGUCCACGAUAUUAGCGGUUGUGUAUUAAAGUGUUGAAUAUUA
Pararge aegeria (speckled wood butterfly) is the source of this 4395-nucleotide messenger RNA. RefSeq names its product mitochondrial dicarboxylate carrier-like (gene Dic1). The record is from RefSeq and is a predicted model, not a curated record. The transcript has 6 exons. Gene Ontology annotation, molecular function: thiosulfate transmembrane transporter activity; malate transmembrane transporter activity; oxaloacetate transmembrane transporter activity. Gene Ontology annotation, biological process: succinate transmembrane transport; thiosulfate transport; malate transmembrane transport. The coding region runs from base 268 to 1152 and encodes 294 amino acids. Lineage: Eukaryota; Metazoa; Arthropoda; Insecta; Lepidoptera; Nymphalidae.